Hydra vulgaris (swiftwater hydra) is the source of this 1506-nucleotide messenger RNA. The record is from RefSeq and is a predicted model, not a curated record. Lineage: Eukaryota; Metazoa; Cnidaria; Hydrozoa; Anthoathecata; Hydridae.
AAUCAAUUAAUAAUAAUUUUAAACAAUUUUCUAUAUUAUAUAAUAUAUUGAAAUUAUAAUGUCUUCCUAUUUCGAUCAUUUUUUAAUUAUUAAAAUUUUUGGGUUCUUAUUUGAUUCUCAUUUGAUAUUGAUAUUAUCUAUAUUUAUAAUUUUUGUAGCUUUAAAUUUUACUUUUAUAAUCCCUUCAAGAAUUCAAUUAUUUUUUGAAAUGAUUAUUAAUCAUUUUCUUCAAAUUGUAAAAGAAAAUUUAGGAAACAAUUCCCAAAUAUAUGUAUUAUUUUUAUCAACUUUAUUUUUUUAUCUUUUAUCAAUUAAUUUACUAGGGUUUUUUAUUUUUACUUUACCACCCACUACUCAUAUUUCACUAACUUUCGGAUUAUCAUUUUUCAUAUGAUUAUCAAUAAUAGUAUUUGGAUUUUUUAAUUUUAAAAGUUCUUAUUUAAGUAUGUUUAUGCCAACAGGGGCUCCUUUAUGUCUUUCUCCUUUAUUAGUAUUUAUAGAACUAGCUAGUCAUAUUUCUAGGCCUAUAGCUUUAGGAAUGCGUUUAGCAGCUAAUUUAACAGCUGGUCAUAUUUUAUUAGCUAUUCUCUCUGAUUUUAUAUUUAAAAUGAUAUGUUUUUCUUCUUCUUUUUUUAAUUUAUUUCCUUUAAUGAUUAUUAUAUUUAUGAUUAUAUUAGAAAUAGGUGUCUUAGUAAUUCAAGCUUAUGUUUUUACUCUUUUAUGUUUAAUUUAUCUAAAAGAUAGUUUAAUUCUACAUUAAUGGAAAAAUAUUAUCAUCCUUUUCAUUUAGUAAAUCCUAAUCCUUGACCAUUUUGUAUAUCAAUGGGUGUAUUGUAUUUAACAUUAAUUACUGUUGCUUAUUUUCAUAAAGGGUUUUACUAUCCUUUAUUGUUAAGUUUUAUUUUAAUAAUUUUAUUUAUGAUUUUAUGAUUUACAGAUAUAUUUGUAGAAUCUAGUUUAGAAGGGGUUCAUACUAAAUUAGUUUUAACAGGUCUAAAAUUAGGUUUUAUAUUAUUUAUAAUUUCAGAAGUAUUAUUCUUCUUUUCUUUUUUUUGAGCAUUUUUUCAUUCUAGUCUUUCCCCCUCUGUAGAAAUAGGAAUAAAUUGACCUCCUUUAGGAGUAAUAACUUUAAAUCCAUUUUCUAUACCACUAUUAAAUACUAUUAUCCUUUUAUCAUCAGGAGUAAGUGUCACUUGAUGUCAUCAUAGUUUAAUACAAAAAAAUAGAAAUCAAAGUUUAAUUAGUUUAAUAAUUACUAUUACUUUAGGAUUAUUAUUUACAUUUCUACAAGCUUUAGAAUACUUAGAAUCUAAUUUUUGCAUAUCUGAUUCUGUAUAUGGUUCUAUCUUUUUUGUAGCUACAGGAUUUCAUGGAAUUCAUGUUAUUAUUGGUACUAUAUUUUUAUCAGUAUGUUUACUUAAAAUUUAUUUUUCUCUUUUUACUAAUUCUCGUCAUUUUACUUUUGAAGCUGCAUCAUGAUAUUGACACUUUGUUGAUGUUGUUUGA